Medicago truncatula (barrel medic) is the source of this 598-nucleotide messenger RNA. RefSeq names its product nuclear transcription factor Y subunit B-4. The record is from RefSeq and is a predicted model, not a curated record. The coding region runs from base 10 to 582 and encodes 190 amino acids. Gene Ontology annotation, cellular component: nucleus; CCAAT-binding factor complex. Gene Ontology annotation, molecular function: RNA polymerase II cis-regulatory region sequence-specific DNA binding; protein heterodimerization activity; DNA-binding transcription activator activity, RNA polymerase II-specific. NCBI's taxonomy places the organism in Eukaryota, Viridiplantae, Streptophyta, Magnoliopsida, Fabales, Fabaceae. Gene Ontology annotation, biological process: regulation of transcription by RNA polymerase II. The transcript has a single exon.
CUUGAAUCAAUGGCUGGAAUAAGGGAACAAGACCAGUACAUGCCAAUAGCAAACGUGAUUCGUAUAAUGCGACGAAUUCUUCCGUCGCAUGCAAAAAUCUCCGACGACGCAAAAGAAACCAUUCAAGAAUGUGUAUCCGAAUACAUAAGCUUCAUAACAUCCGAAGCAAACGAUCGAUGCCAAAGAGAACAAAGAAAAACAGUUACAGCAGAAGAUAUACUAUGGGCAAUGGGGAAACUUGGUUUUGAUGAUUAUGUUCAUCCUUUAACAUUUUACCUUCAACGUUACCGUGAAAGUGAAGGUGAACCUGCUUCUGUUCGACGCACUUCUUCUCUUGCUUUGCCUCCUUCUUUUCCAUUAAUGCAGCAGCAUUCUUCAUCGUUUUCAUCAAUGCCACUUCCUCUAAUUAAUAAUAAUAAUCAUAAUAGCAAUGGUUAUGGUCAUGGUUAUGGUUUUGAUUUUGAUCAAGGGUUUUAUAGAGAUGGUGGUGAUGAUGCUGCUCCUUCUUCUGCUAGUUUUGUACCAAACUUUGAUUGUAAUUUUCUUCAUCUUAAACGUGAUAAUCAUAAUAAUAAUAUGUGAUUGAUGUAUGAGUGCU